This is a messenger RNA of Pectinophora gossypiella (pink bollworm), 9308 nucleotides long. Its product is annotated as type II inositol 3,4-bisphosphate 4-phosphatase. Bases 248 to 3586 code for a protein of 1112 amino acids. The transcript is spliced from 19 exons. Lineage: Eukaryota; Metazoa; Arthropoda; Insecta; Lepidoptera; Gelechiidae. The record is from RefSeq and is a predicted model, not a curated record. Gene Ontology annotation, molecular function: phosphatidylinositol-3,4-bisphosphate 4-phosphatase activity. Gene Ontology annotation, cellular component: cytoplasm.
CACGGCAACACACAUACAUACAACGUACAUCAGUUUUCCACUGACUUCACGAGGGAAAACAAAAAAUAAUAAUUUUGUAUUCAAUAUAAUGCAUUAAGAUAAAAUCUUAUCGAAAUCUUAUCAUUUGCGGUCGAGAGCGGACUUUUGUAAACAAACUGUUUGAUAAACUAUGUGAUAAAAUGGUUUGGUGAUUGUGUGUUGUGAUGUUUGUCAAAUAAUUUGAGAGAAGACAACAAAAUUUCUAACCAUGAGGUAUAAUAAGCAAGAAUUAGUGGCACUGGCGUCUCAAUCGUCACAAAAUUUCGACCGGGAAGGGGUGAUGGUGAUGAAAGAACGGCAGGAUGGAUUCUUUAGACGAUCUGAAGGUUGUUCGGUUCGAUGGUUCAGACUUAGAGGCAACCUGUUGUUCUACCUCAAAGGACCAGAGCCAUGGGAUGAGCCCAUGGGGGUCAUAGUCCUAGGAAACCACAAAGUUAAGGUACAAAAUCAAGAUGAAAAUGGACACUGGCCAUUCCACAUUGUUUGGGAGAACGGGGUGUCUUAUAGGCUGGCAACAUUUCAUGAGACUGAACGUGAUUUGUGGUUGAACGCUGUGGAACGUGCCCCGUUUGAGAAUAUAAAGAUGCAGGUGUCCAGCCUGCGACGCCGGCUCGUCCGGGGGUUCCCGGCCGUGCCACUGCCCAUUUACAGACUCCAAAAAGGAUUACAACUGGAUAUGAACGAAGUGCCGCUCUGCGAGUUGGCUAUUUCUUGCGAUAAUCUUCUAUGCGACGAUUUGGGGUACCCGCCUUCACCUGUGGUCGUCGUUACCGUGAAGACAUCGAACGGAGCUCACAUUAUUUAUGGAAAGACAGAGAACAUAGAGGCCAGUAGCAACCCGUGCUUCUCAAAGACGAUACUAUUUCGUCCUAGUGACGAACUGGCCGGCGAAGACCAUGUCAAACUGACCGUGUAUGACGUGAAGGAACCCGUCACAGACACCAUGGUGUACAUGGGCUCCACCAUCUUGCUCCUCAGAACAAUUCAGGAGGCACUCCGGCUGCGCGUCCCACUCACCGGUGAAGGAGGCAGGACAGUGGGUUUCAUCACCAUGAACACGUGGAGCCUAGAACCUUCAUACGUCGGCGCAAGUCCAAGCAGGGAGGUCGACGCUCAGAAAAUAUACUCCCAUCGACGUUCGCAGUCGCUGCCGCCACGACUGGGUCUAAAGCUUAUGUAUCCUUCGUACGGCUGCUUGUUCACUCAGAACUUCGUCAACCCCUAUCAGUCCACCUACAGGUUUCAUUCAGGACUCGGCGGUGAUAUCAACGUCCACGAAAUCAUGGCUGAAGUCAAAAUAUGCUACCAGAUGCCAAUUCAGUUGCUGGACAUCUUCAUAUUACGAGAGAGGGAGCACCUAGAAGAACUGCUCUCGGUGGGCGAGGUCUGCGUCCCGUGGCAAGCGCGCCAGAUACAACUCGUCGGCAUCCAUGUAUCGCUGAUGAAGCACUACGCUCACUGUAAGACACGAAUGGAACACAUUGACACUCCCUAUAUGAAGCCUAGCAGCAAGAAAAACGUCUCUAGUUUGGAGUUCGCUCCAACCAACUUGCACCUGCAGCGGAUGUGGGUGCACAACGACACGAUCAACAAGACGGGCUUCCACGACGUCGUCACCGCCGGCGCGUUCACUGCGCACACGCACACCACUGAACAGAAUGGAGGACUGCUCCGGCUGGUGCAGCUGAUGAAGGAGGGGAACAGCGCCAGGAUGCCGAUACUGUACGCGUCGGCCAACAAAAUACAUUCCGAUUAUGAGAACGUUACAGCCAUGCGCCACUUCAGGGAUGAGCUGGUAAACGACAUGAAUACAGUGACCGUGCUCGCUGCUGAGAAGAAGAGGGACCAGCUUCCUAACUGCAUUGACGAAAUCAAAAACAAACUCAACAAUUUCAUCAACCUCUACGACCCUAGUACUAUUGAGGAAGCGUUAUGCACCAUAAAGUUUCCGGAGUGCAAGAACAGAGAGACCAUGUCCACUCUGCAGUUGUACACUGAGAGGCUCAGCAUCUACGAUGCGACCACGAAGGUGUCGAAUGACUCGCUGACCGCGUCGCCGGCGCCGCCGUCGGCUUCCCAUACGUCGACACCCUCGGAAGGCUUCGUGCCGGUGGCGACAUGUUCCAGCGAGCCCUGCGUGCGUCCUCGAACCAUGGUCCUCGAGGACCGGCAGUUCGGCCAGCCAAGCCGGUCCAGAACCCUUCCCGAUUCGUACACCUUCGCGGAAGCGUCGGCCUCCAACAGCACCCUCCACCUCGACAGGAGCGCCACUUCACUUGAAAACGCCACUUUUAUGGCUAUGAUGGACAGUACCACCAGGAACAAGGCUGAGGGUUAUGAUUACCGCGGCGAGCCGGCGAAGGCCCCUGAGCUGGACGUGGAGAUACGCAAGCUGAACCUCGCGUACCUCAAGAAUGUGGCCACCACCACUGAAGAAGCCUUGAACGCGUACUACGCUGCCGUGAGGAAGUGUUUCGACUCCACUGUGGAGGAUAUAAAGAAUAAUUUUGAUGAGAUGGAGGAUUGCAUCCGCGCUGCCAAGAUUGCCAUGGAGUCGGUGAUCCGGUGGACCCGUGUGGCGCACGCUAUGCUGCGGCUGCGCUGUGAGCCGCAGUUGUUCACAUUCGAACACGCCUCACUGCAAAUCCGCCGUGACGCGUGCUUCUCGCAAGCGCUGACGACAGUAUCGGCGGGGCUGGUGUGCUGGUUUAACUCGAUGCCGCCGGACAUUGUGGUGAAGGUGCUGAGCACCGGGGCUGGGCCUCUGUGCGGCUUCGAGGGCCUGCUCAGCCUGUACGCGAGCGAGGACUCGAUGUGGGGCGACAUGUCCGUCGCCGUCGAAGACUUGCAUUCUGUCGUCUUCGUGCUAACUAAAGCGGCUCACAAUAACACCACACCGAGGGUGACGGGCGCUCGCGGUGCCAUCACGGUGUACAUCCCGGUGUCCGAAGUAUUAUUCAGCCACUUCGGGGCCAGACAGCAAUACACGUUCUGCGUGACGGCAGUGUUUUUCAAUAUCGGCAUCAACGAGAAGGCGGACCUGGCGGAGGCGGCCGGCGCCACCGGCCCGCAGUACCGCUCCAACUGCGACAACGUGAAGCGACUCUGCAAAUACUACCGGCAGUACCGGCGGACGUUCCCCGGGCAGCUCAUUGACGUGCGAGGCGGCAGGUCUCUAGAGGAGGUGAUUGAGACCCUCAAAGCCGUCGUCCAUAGGAGAAUCGAGAAGAACGUCGAGGUGCUGCACUUGGCUGCACUCGCUACUCGACUCAUGAAAGGUUUGAGAUUCACAUCGUGCAAGAGCGCGAAGGACCGUACUGGAAUGUCGGUGACACUGGAACAGACAACGAUCCUCUCCUCCGAUUACCACCUCGCCGAACAUGAGAAGCAGAAGGCACUUGAUAUCAUGCGCAGCGACGGCUGCCGGCGAGAGAACACGGAGAAGAACAUAAAUGUCCGGAAGUACGCGUUCUCGCGGCGGCAGGUGCUGGCUCUCCCCGAGGAGUAUCGACCUCCCGCCGGGUCAUACGGCGUCACGCAUACUUAAGCCGCUACACACUAUUACAUAACUAUACCCUGGUAACCGCAAUAUGUUUAGAAAUUCAGAAGGAUAGACAUGUAGCCAGCAGCGCCUAGUGCGAAAGUGACGGGAGAUGUCUUUUACAGCUUUGUUGGAAAGAGACGAGAGAUAAAUCAUUCUAAUCGUGUUACGUUUGACAGGGUAUAAUGAAUAAUCUUACCUCCAAACCAGUCGAUAAACCUCGUCAAUAGUUCGACAAGGAUUUUGUGUCACUUGGAUGACAUUGUCAGGAAGGCGCUGGUGUGUACGGUCACGAGCACUAAUUGAUACACUUUAAUACCAUGUCACAUUAUAUUUUUUGAAAAAUGAAACCUUAAGAACACGAAAUUCUCAUUCAAAAAAUUCUCAUUAAAUGUCAAAAUUCUAAAGUGGGUACAUGAUAUUACUCCUGACUGUACCAUCUCCAUACAUUCUCCAUUUAUAACAGGACACAAUGAUGUUUUCAUUGGAUGCGGCGUUAGUUCCUAUUAUGGCCUCGUGUAAAGAUCCUUGUCGCUGUAUACUAUCUUCGUACUAUAACUACCUUGCUUUCCUUUAAGUCGUACCUUUACCAGGAAGACGAAAUCUUCACGCUUUAUCGAUUAUUGGGGUAAUAUGAUUCAUAAAUAACAUUACUUCGUUCUUCCUCCAUAAUGUUUACACAGACACAAACCUUGACUGUGUUUCUGUACUUACACAUAAUUAUAUUUAAUUUAAAAAAAAUAGACCAAAAUCUUCCACUCUAUUUGUAGAAUAAGAAAAUAUUUUGUGUAUUUAAUCGAAUUUUCUGUAGAUUGUCCGUGGAUUGACGGAUUUUUUUGCGCUGUGGCCACUAAGUGAGUGGCAAGCGGAUCAUUUAGGACUGACUGGAAGACUUCAAAUCGCAUUAAAUUCGAUUCCCAGUUCCUCCUUUCUUUUCUAUUUCCUUUCCAUUCUAUUUUAUGAUCCUCACUUGUUGGCUCUAUUUACAAAAUUCUAGAACCUGCCAAAUUUAAAAUAAAUAAUGAGUCAAAAAGACAUAAAGAUUAAUACAAUACCGGGGGGAGUAAAAAGGCCAUUUUGACAUUUGCGCAUAUAAAAAAGUAAGUGCGCAAUGCACAUACAUGUCAAAUAGCAAUAUUGUUUUUUUAGAUGAAGUGCUUUGAUGUGGCCCUUUUCACCCCCUGGUCAUCUUUAGGAGUAUAAAUAAAAAUAAUGUCGUCUAUCACUCCGCUGGCCGCUGACUCCCUGGCCACCGCUUUCUGGAUACUACUAUAUCCUCUACUACUAUAUAUACUUUAUCCUCAUUUGGACUUCUAGACAUGUGGGUACAGUUAUUUACAUGGUGCUGAUAUCAGUACACACUAUCUAUGUUUAUUAGAUAUACCUGUCAUCUUCUUAUCCACCGAAAAGGAAAGAGACGAGUAAUCCAUAGGCAUAAAAUUUAUGGAACAAACGUCAAUUUUAGGCAGAAAUUUAAAAAACCCUUCCAAAAUGUUAUAUUGGCCAAUAAUCCGACAUAAUUAAGUUGACACGUCAAACGGAUUGCAUAUGUGCAAGAUGCCUAUUUUUUUUUUCAUUUUAAAACUAACAGUUGUAAAUCAUCCGUCCUUCUCCUUUUCGGCGAAUAAGAAAAUGACAGGUAUAACAAUAAAACUAGGAGGUGUCUGCAGGAAUCGAGGCCAAUAAAGUGAAAGCGGUAAAGUAGUAUUCUAAGUGCGGGUAUAUCAGGUAAUAGGCAUACUAAUAGUAAAAGUAGUAACAGAUCGUACAGUUAACGGGAAAAAUACUUAUUUUAAAUUAUUAUGGAUUAUAUAUACAUUUUUUUCGGGUACGGUUUUUUGCAUAGACAAUUUGUAUCCGUUUAGCGAGGGCAACUAAGGGUAUCAUCUUAAUUAAAAUAAUUUGUAGUCUCAUUUUCGGUGUAUAAAUUGUUUCCCGAGUAAUAUUGUUUAUUGAUAAGGAAACUGGUAGAUCUGUGUCGAUAUUUUUAGAUCGGUGAAAAUGUCUGAAUAAGGACACCAGCAGACCGGUGAAAACGUCUGAAUAAACAGUUGAAGUAGGUACUUACACCGUCUGUCAGUUAUACAUUUCGUUGUAAUUUUUUUGAUACGUAUAAAUUAUUUUUUUCAAUUUGAUAAUGAUUUAAAUUUAGAAUAAUGAUGAAUCUGAUAUUUUAUUUAAGUAGAAAUUAUUUACAUUCAAUCUUAAUCUGUAUGUCUUUAGCCUAUAUUAAAAGUGUUAAAAGCUAUGACUUAUUACAGUGCCAAAAUUUCCUAAAUUGGCUCCUCUGGCUGCCCAAAACAAUUGCAUGGCGUUAUGAGAAUGUUUUCAAUAUAUUUAAACACCUUUCUACGAAUGUCUGCUUUUUCUUACUUACGUAAUUCACAUUUAUAUCAAUUUGUUUUCAUUGGACAUGCAGUAAGUAUAAUGGAUGAUAGAAAAAUAUAAAACAAAUCUUUUUAAAUCACCGGUCUUCUCUCGUGUGGGUUGUGACAUGGCUCAUGUAACCAGUACCUACUUAGCAAAUAAUAGCCAGGGCCGACCGCUUAACGUGCCCUCCGAAGCACGGAUCGUCUUACUUUCGGAAAGUCGGGUAAUCAGCCUGCUACGUCCUAACCGAACUAGGGAUAACAAAGUGACUUGUGAUAUGACUCUCCGGGAUUCGAACCCGUGACCUCUGGAUUGUGAGCCCAACCCUCAGCUACUGGACCAUUGAGGCCGUCGACCGGUGAUACCUUAAUUUACUUACAUUGUAUGGAAAUAUUGUAUAAUGAUGAAUGACAAAAAUGAGCAAUAUAUUGGGAAAAGAUUUACAUUGACGCCAUGCAAGUAACCUAACUUUGGAUAACAAAAACUGACUGUUUAGUAUUAAGACCAUUUAUGUAUGCCAAGUACAAUAGUUAAAGUUGCCGAUUUGACAUACUGAUUUUGGUUAAAAUUUAAGGCUUUAUCCUGUCUCUUUCCCUCACUAUGCCUCUGCGGGAAAUCGUCAUCGAUCACAUAAAAAAAAACAAGCAAACUUUCCAAGUGUCAGAUCGGCACGAAACAAAAAAAAAAACAAAAAAAUAUUUCUGUUUAAAUGUUGUGCCACAUAGGAUGUACUUAAGAAUAGAAUUAACUAUUUUUCUCCCGGCAGUCACAUAUAUUAUAAAGUACUUAGUAUGUUACAUUUAAACGCACCUUUUAAAGUUGUUAGUUUAUUUAAAAUGUUAUUUAGCAUUUGUAAUUUUGUGUACUUAACAACAAACAAAGGCACGCGGCAAGAAUGAGUGCAGUCGGGUCUGCAUGACAACCGCGCCACGCGCGGCGCGAAUUAUAUCAAGCGCUUGGAACAAUAAACUAUACGAAUGCUAUCUACGUAGAUGGACGUCAAACGUCUAUUGGUCGAAGCGCUAAAUAUAAUUCGCGACACGCGUGCCGCGGUUGUCAUGCAGACCCGGCAGGUGUUUUAUUAGGUAACUCGUUGAAAAAAAAGCAUUUUAUGCAAAAUAGUUGACGUUUAAUUGUAACACUGCACAAUCAGCACUAAAAGUGUUGCCAUGUGCCAUAUUUAGCGCAUAUCUGCACAUAAAGAAUAUAAUAUAAACUGUUAUUUUAUGUAAUACGUAAGCUCUUGGUUUGCUGUUUUUCGAUUUUUAUUGUUCUUUAUAUUUUUAUUGUGUUGCCAUAUGUGUGUAAUCUCAGAAUUUAUCCUUGAUGUUAUGUUAGGUUUAACUUAGUUUACAUUACUAUUAUGAGAUAAGUUAGUCGCGUAAACGUGACGGUUAGUGUAAUUUGGGCACCGUUUGCGGUUCGGAAAAAACUGGUAAUUUCAACGAACGAGGAAUUUAGGUAAGGGGAGGUAGGGGAUAGAUGGACUUAGGAAGAAGUAGUAUCCUCAUAGGGGUUUUGUAUUACUAAUAUUUUAGCGAGCACGAUUACCUAUUAAUUGUCUAUUCUCUUGAGCUUCGAAGAUGGAAUAGGCAGGUCGAAAGCAAUGGGGCGACGCAAUUGGCCCAGCAUUGCGUACACCAGGGCACUGUCAACGGCACACAUGCGUGAUACAACUGCCCGGACCUCUAUCCCAUUAGCCAUGAGGAAAAUUCCCAACAACCUCCCGCGGUGUAAUAGUUCCAAAUCUAUAAUGUUACAUCGUUAUUUACGAUGACACCGAGUUACAGCCUUUCACAGACUCAUUUAGUAAAGCUUUAAGUUCAUCUAUUUCACUGAACACAACGGUAUUGUCUCUAUAUACGCCUCUGCUUACCCUUUUGGGGAUACAGGCGUGAUGCUACAUCGCAUGUAACAUUCAAAAAGUUUGGCGCGUAUGGAAGAAAAGUACUAAUCUGUGAAUGGACUAGAACUUGGAUAAAAAAUUUGAGUUUCGGGUAAACACAUAGGUACAACCCUUAACAUCAGCUGGGUUUAGAGUCUCUUGGGUAAAGCCAAACUCCAUCUUGGCUUAUCACCUGUCAUCAUACAGUUUUCUCGUGUCUUGAGACUUAGUUUACGUAAGGUCUCCAUUUUCCGCCGUAGAUUUGAAAACUUACCAUAAAUUCUACCCCGAACCACUUCGCUCAUUAGUACCACGACAUCACUAAAGCGAUCGUGUUUAUAAUCAGCCAAAUGACACCGAAUAAGUGCCAAGCUGAAUCGCAAACACAUUUAACUGAGAAGCUAGAUGUCUUGUAUAACGGUACGUAUGAUGCAGCGGUAUUAAAAGUUGCUUUUUUUAGUUUAUAUAUUAUUACAUAUAAACAAGGUUUUAGUGACACCGUAACGAAAACUUUGAGGGAUGACUCAUACUAUGAUUCUGAGUUGAUAUUAAGUGCAAUUUUCCAUCGCAAAUGUAAAUAAUUGAAUUGAAAAUAACUUUAAUAAAGUCACGAAUUUUGCGACGGAAUAUUCCUGUUGAUGUUAACUAAGAAUCAUGGUCUGAAUCAUUCCCCUCAGUAUUCGAUGUCAUUAACAACCUGUAUAUACAAAACAAUACCACGCAUACUAAAUGAGAUUGGAAAAUAUGUAAUACCCAAAUGACCCGCCAUAUAGUGACCGUACUGGUAUGUUAUGACCUUUUAAGGCUGUAAUACUAAAACUCCAAAUGAGUAAUUUAAAAUUAUUUAUGUAUAAUUUCAAACUUUAAUGCCCAGUUCACAUUAUUCUAGAUGCCAUAGAAUGCUUACUGGAAUAAUGUGAAUCAGCCAUAAAGUGGUAAGUCAGUGCAGAAUAUCAUAAUCUGCAUCGACUUACAAUGAAGGUUUUCUUUAAAAAGUUUAAUUGUAUUAUGAGAUAAUAUCAAUGAAUAUUUUUUUCGUAACCGUAGUUACGUACCUACUUCGAAAGGAACGCUGAACAUACUAAUAGUAUUAUGAACGAAUAAAAAAGGAUUUGACAAAAUAAACAGUACUUACUAUCAAAAUGUCCGUCUUCUUUUAUUAGAAAAUUACCAGCACCUAUUUCGGCACUGUAAUGUACAGUCAUGAGCAAUAUCAUGUACCCACUUUAGAACCCUGUCGCACUAUCAUAUUUGACAUUUAGUGACACUUACGGUUUAAUUUGUCAAAAAGUUAAUGUGACAUGGUAUCAAAGUGUAUACAUAUUAAUGCUCGUGACCGUACUAAUACCAUCUGCAGCAAACUGCGAUGAGUAAUAAUAUAAAAGUAUUACUUUUAGUAUGUUCAGCAGGACCCAGUUACCGUUAACGUAUCAUUAACUUUACUUUAGAUAAGGAAAUCUCGUAUUUAUAAUA